UUGAGAUUUAUAUAUAUGUUGUGGAUAGAUAAACAUUGCCCAAAGAACCUGAAUGAUUUCACAUCACACAAGGAUCUUAGUGAGCUGUUAUUAAAGAUAGUUAAUAAAUCGCAUGGCGAAUUACCGCAUUUUUUGUUCUAUGGACCCUCAGGAUCGGGGAAAAAAUGCAGAAUACUAGCCACUCUACGCUCAGUAUUUGGAAAUAAGGUGGAUAAGCUUAAAACCGACGUCUUGUCAUAUAAGGACACUAGCGAGGUUGUUGUAAUCCAAAGUGAAGCGCACAUUCAAAUACCAUGUCAAGAAUUGGGAUCAAGAGAUAGGUACAUAGUGCAGGAUGUUAUACGAAGUUUAUCCUCAGCACCUUCUGCUUCAAACUUUUUUUCGAAAGGACCUUCUUAUAGAGCUUUUCUUUUCGAGGAUGCCGACACACUGAGCCAGGAGGCCCAAGCAGCUCUUCGUAGAACUAUGGAAACAUGUAUCAAAAAUGCAAGGAUGUUUUUACACGUCAGACAACUGUCAAGAAUAAUGGCCCCUCUAAGAAGCCGUUGUUUAUGUAUAAGGGUCAGAAGUCACACAAAUGAUGAGAUUGUCGGAAUUUUGAGAAAUAUCUGCAACUCAGAGGACAUCACACCAUCUCAAGCUAGUGAUCAGAUGCUAAGAAACAUCGCCGAAUCAAGUAAACGGAACUUGAGAAGAUCAAUAUUGAUACUGGAAACCAUAGCCAUGGGUGGCUUUACCCUGGAAACUAAGAACUUCAUGAUGCCUUGGGAAAAGAAUGUGACUCAAAUUGUACAAUCUGUUCUUUCAUCGCAAACUCCAUCAACACUCUCUGCUGUAAGACCACAGAUCUAUGACCUUUUGGUCUGUUGUAUACCCGGAGAUCUCAUUUUAGAGACUAUUGUCGACCAACUUGUAACUAAAGUGAAGCCUUCUCUGGUUCCAACUGUUUUCCACUUGGCGGCCCAUUUUUCCCAUACAAUGAAGCUUGGCUCAAAAGAUAUAUGGCACAUUGAGGCCUUCUUAGCCCAGACUAUGAGUCUCAUCGCUAAGACCAAAAGCUCUAAAAAUUAAUGUAAUAAUAUUUAUAAAUUCUUUCAAAA
This is a messenger RNA of Theileria parva strain Muguga, 1100 nucleotides long. RefSeq names its product Replication factor C domain protein (gene RFC3). NCBI's taxonomy places the organism in Eukaryota, Apicomplexa, Aconoidasida, Piroplasmida, Theileriidae. The record is from RefSeq and is a predicted model, not a curated record. Gene Ontology annotation, biological process: DNA-templated DNA replication; DNA repair. The transcript is spliced from 8 exons. Gene Ontology annotation, cellular component: nucleus; DNA replication factor C complex. Gene Ontology annotation, molecular function: DNA binding; DNA clamp loader activity. The coding region runs from base 16 to 1071 and encodes 351 amino acids.